Cladophialophora immunda is the source of this 616-nucleotide messenger RNA. RefSeq lists its product as uncharacterized. The transcript is spliced from 2 exons. The record is from RefSeq and is a predicted model, not a curated record. Bases 101 to 616 code for a protein of 171 amino acids. Lineage: Eukaryota; Fungi; Ascomycota; Eurotiomycetes; Chaetothyriales; Herpotrichiellaceae.
CAGAUGCAGGGCUUGUCGCCGUCAUCCGGACCAUCUGUUUGCCAUCAUUUCCAAGCUUUGGAGCGUUGCAACUAUUCUUAUAGUCGAGCCAUUGAUAUCGAUGAGACCCAGUAGCGGCGUCCCGCCGGAUUCGAGGCGUUGUAUCGCGAAGACAUCUCUCUGUAUUAAGAAACCAGUCAUGGCUCCAGUGAAAAGAGAAGAACGCCGACGGAUUCCACUCACAGCAUUCACCUUGGUCACCGUCCCGGAGGACCCAAUGCUGUCGGUGUAUCUGAGGAGCCGGGAGGCCAUCGACAUAAGCAUGGAAAAGAGGAUGUCUGGCGCCAAGCUGGAGGCGCGUUCAAGCUCUUGCGCGACUUCGCAUUCAACCGAGGGCGUUCCCCAGCUGCACCAUGUUCACGACCCCUCAAUCGACAAAGACAAGCUCACCGGUAGACUCCGAGUUGCCAGGAUGGAGCUCGAGCUCGACAAGUUCAUGGCGACUCUGACGGCAGCAGAGUCGCCUGACGCCGUCGUCGAGACAAUUGCUUCGACCAAAGGCCUAAAGUCUCAUGACAGCCGCGAGACAGGACAAGGAAAGAAUUCAAGCCAUGCCUCCACAUUCGACUACAAGUAG